Messenger RNA from Uranotaenia lowii, 982 nucleotides. RefSeq names its product apolipoprotein D-like. Bases 84 to 854 code for a protein of 256 amino acids. Gene Ontology annotation, molecular function: pigment binding. NCBI's taxonomy places the organism in Eukaryota, Metazoa, Arthropoda, Insecta, Diptera, Culicidae. The transcript has 3 exons. The record is from RefSeq and is a predicted model, not a curated record.
GUCUAGCUAUUAUUCGUUCAGUUCAGGUGGUCUCCGGAUCGUUUAGCUCAGAGUGUUCCUUAAAAGUGAAAAAAAAGACCAAAAUGACACCUGGAAAGUGGUUGCAAGUGUUGGCCGGUGGAGUUCUGAUACUGAGUGCAGUGACCCUGGUGAAGAGUCAAAUCCCAGGAUUGGGAGGAUGUCCGGACUAUCAGCCGAUACAUAAGUUUAACAGGACCAGGUUCCUGGGCACCUGGUAUGAAGUGGAACGAUAUUUUACCGUCAGUGAGGUGGCCACCAAGUGUGUUUCGGCAACGUACGAGCUGAAGCCAGAUGGGAAAAUCUACGUGCGGAAUGCGGUAACCAAUCGUUUCAACAAUGUAGAGCGCAUCAUUUCUGGCAUCAUGGACUCAUCGGCAAAAACCAAGGACGGAAAAUACACUGUCCAGUACCAAUCAUUCCCCUACAACUACAACGCAUCGUUCAUGGUUCUGGACACGGAUUACGAUAACUUUGCCGUCAUCUUUUCCUGCAGCACGAUCGGACCAGUUGGCCAUACAAUUUCGGCCUGGUUACUGGCUCGUACUCGCCUCCCAGAGGGUCCAAUCCUUCAGCGAGCCUACGGAGUGCUGGAUAAGUAUCGCAUCAACAGAACGUUCUUCGUCAAAACCAUCCAGGAGGAUUGCGUCAUUCGGGCUCCCCCACAGCCAGCCAUUGAUCCCACCGAAGCGCCAGAUAGCAGUCGCGUGUCCCACGACGGAGGCUCCACAGCAAUCCAAACGGAGGAAGAGUUGAACCAGCUGAGGAACGAAAUCUUCGCCAUGCCAUCGAAUCCGGACAUUCAGGUGGAUCCCGUAGUCGAAGAGAAUGAGUAGAUUUUUCUACUGACACUUUAUUUUUCCUAAGAAAAUACUAUUUAUUUUGUUUAUUUAUCUUAUUUACAAAUUGGUGAAAAUCAAUGAGAAAAUUAAUUCUUAAAUAAAACAACUUAAUCAAUACAAAA